AUGGAUAACGAAGAUGAUGCAGACUGGCGGGAGGCAUUGUUGAACGGGAUGGGGGACAAAGAAAGAGCUAUGCUAAAAGAAUAUAAAACGGUUCUCAGGAGUUAUAAAGAGCUGAAGAAGAGGCUGGCAGAAAUGGAGAAGAAAGAUAGGGACUGCGAGUUUGAAUUCACAUUGCAGAUUAGGGAGUUGAAAACUGCAAUUGCAAAGAGGGAUGAAGAGAUUCACCAAUUACGUCAAAAGGUGAAUGCUGACAACAAAGAAUCAAAGGAAGUGAAGCCACCACCACCAGCACCUGUUCUAACUGCAAAAGCACCAGAAUCAAGAACCCAGUCCUCAGAAGAUGAGGAUAAUGAUGAUGAUGAAUAUGAUGACUUCAAGAUACCCACCAUGCAUAAACCUGCGCUCUCCCCCGUAGAAGAAAAGCUCCGGAUGGAAAUUGAUGCAAUACUAGACGAAAAUCUGGAGUUCUGGCUAAGGUUCAGCUCCUCGUUUCAUCAGGUACAGAAAUUCAAGACAACAGUCCAGGAUUUGCAGCAUGAACUAUCCAAAGUCAAACAAAAGAAAUCAACGCAAGAAAACUGUGUUGAGACACAAGAUCUCAGAACAGAGGUCCGCCCAAUAUUCAAACACCUUAGGGAGAUACACACCGAACUUACAGUAUGGGUAGACCAAAGCGUGGCACUGAAGGAUGAACUUAAGCGCAGGUCAUCAUCUCUGUAUCACAUCCAGGAGGAAAUCACGAAAGCUCUGAAAGAAGGAGUUGAAGGCGAAGAAAUCCAAUUCAGCAGUCACCAAGCUGCAAAGUUCCAAGGUGAAGUCCUGAACAUGAAGCAAGAAAACAACAAAGUCAGUGAGGAACUGCAAGCAGGAGUGGAUCAUGUAACCAUACUUCAAUUGGAUGUGGAGAAGACACUCAAAAGGCUGGGCCAGGAGUUUGGGCUUGGUGGAGGUAAACCAAACUUGACACACUCAACAAGUAAAAAUAAAAUUCCUCUAGGCUCAUUCAUUUUUGGAAACAAACCCCCCAAGAAACAGAAGAAAUCUGUUUUUGGAUCCUUUAAUCCCAACAAAAAGUACCAGGGCUUGAAAGAGCUGUUAUAG
Messenger RNA from Ipomoea triloba (trilobed morning glory), 1101 nucleotides. RefSeq names its product kinase-interacting protein 1-like. Bases 1 to 1101 code for a protein of 366 amino acids. NCBI's taxonomy places the organism in Eukaryota, Viridiplantae, Streptophyta, Magnoliopsida, Solanales, Convolvulaceae. The record is from RefSeq and is a predicted model, not a curated record. The transcript has a single exon.